AUGGGUGACUGUCUUGAAUCCAACCCGGCAAAAGCAGCCCUCGAGGCCCGCUACCUAGGCAGCUCACCACCAGAACCCACAAACACAAACCCCGUCCUCAACGCCAUUUGGCACCACAAAUCCAGCCGCCACUUCCUACCCGACCCCCUGCCAUCAGGCACCCUGGAGACCCUCAUCUCCGCCGCCCAAAGUGUCUCAACCUCCUCAAUGCUACAGGUCUGGAGCGCGGUAGCCGUGCAAGACCCUACCCGCAAAGCCGCGGCAGCCAAGCUGUGCGGAAACCAAGGCUUCAUCGAGCAGGCGCCGCUCAUGCUGUUCUUCUGCGCGGAUCUGAACCGUCUAGCGAACAUCUCGGCGUGGGAGAACCAGCCUGGAAAGGCACUGACUAACAUGGACAUGUUUCUUAUGGCGACGAUUGACACCUCCUUGGCGGCGCAGAAUGCGGCCUUAGCUGCAGAGUCCAUGGGACUGGGGAUUUGCUAUGUCGGCGGAGCAAGGAAUAACGCCGCUCAGCUUUGCGAGUUGCUGCAUCUACCACACAGAACUAUUGCCCUGUUUGGGAUGGCUGUCGGCGUGCCCGACCCUGGCCGCUUAGUGGAUAUUAAGCCGCGGUUGCCGUUGCGGGAGGUUCUUCAUCUGGAGACGUGGGAUGAUAGCUGCCAGCGUGAGAAUGUUGAACGGUAUAACCGGGGCCUAAGCGACUUCUAUGACUGGCAUCGGCUUUUUGGUCGCGUGAGCUGGGCGACUUUUGUCGCGGGUUUGAUGGCGGAGGGGGGGUUAGAUGGGAGGGAGAGGAUGAGGCAGGUGUUGCUGGAGAAGGGGUUCGGACUUGAGUAA
Messenger RNA from Aspergillus pseudonomiae, 837 nucleotides. RefSeq names its product NADPH-dependent oxidoreductase. The transcript has a single exon. Lineage: Eukaryota; Fungi; Ascomycota; Eurotiomycetes; Eurotiales; Aspergillaceae. Bases 1 to 837 code for a protein of 278 amino acids. The record is from RefSeq and is a predicted model, not a curated record. Gene Ontology annotation, molecular function: oxidoreductase activity.